Messenger RNA from Eremomyces bilateralis CBS 781.70, 2952 nucleotides. Its product is annotated as SPX-domain-containing protein. The transcript has 3 exons. The record is from RefSeq and is a predicted model, not a curated record. The coding region runs from base 92 to 2500 and encodes 802 amino acids. Gene Ontology annotation, cellular component: fungal-type vacuole membrane; vacuolar transporter chaperone complex. Lineage: Eukaryota; Fungi; Ascomycota; Dothideomycetes; Eremomycetales; Eremomycetaceae.
UUCUUUUGUCUCAACAUGAAUCCAUAAUCCAUAUCUCUCUCAAUUGCCACACCGUGCUUUGAUACCAAGACCGCCACCAAUAUCGCCAACGAUGAGGUUCGGUCGUCAGCUUCGAAGCCAAACCUAUAAACCAUGGGAGGACAAAUACAUCGAUUACGACAAGCUCAAGAAGCUGCUGAAAGAGCCCGGAUCCGACGUCGGCUCGGACAAUGAGGACGACGGCAAGUGGACAGAUCAAGAUGAGGAAGACUUCGUUGAAGAGCUGGUGAAUGUCCAACUUGAGAAGGUCAAUACUUUCUCAACUGAGAUCUCUCAAAAUCUCAAGGACCGGUCCGCCAAAUGCGAAGAGCGCCUCUACCCACUAGGGUGGGUUUCGAAAGGAGAGCAUCACGCGGAACCCGGCAGGGAGGACAAAGGAAAGGUACCGGAAGAGGAGCGGAAGGAUAUCUUGGAAGACGUCUUGAAGGAGUUAGACUCAAUCACGAACGAACUCAGCGAGCUGGAGAAGUAUGCCCGUAUCAACUAUACUGGCUUUUUGAAGGCCGUGAAGAAACAUGACCGGAAGAGAGGCCAAUCCUACCGCGUCCGCCCCCUUUUACAGGUCCGGCUCUCUGCGCUUCCAUUCUAUACAGAAGACUACUCUUCUCUGCUGUAUCACUUGUCGGUCCUGUACUCGUUCAUUCGCGAGAGCCUGGAGGGGAAAGCGGCCGGAGGCGUUCAAUCCGCCGAUGAGCAGGUUGGUGGGCAAAGCUCACAGUCCUACAAAUUUUGGGUCCACCCAGACAACCUCCUCGAAGUUAAGACGAUCAUCCUCCGGCGUCUUCCAGUCCUCAUCUACAAUCCCCAGACGUCCAAAGUCGCCGAUGGGGCCAAAAAUGACCCAACACUCACCUCCGUCUACUUUGAUAACCCCAAGUUUUCGCUAUACUCGUCAAAAAUCAGCCAAGAGAAUGGACCAGCAUCACUCCGCCUGCGGUGGUACGGACAUCUUGCGGAUAAGCCCGAUAUAUUCGUGGAAAAGAAGAUUAUGCGAGACAACAACACCAGCGAGGAGACAAGGUUCCGCAUCAAAGAGAAAUACGUUCAACCGUUCAUCUCAGGGGAGUAUCACAUGGAGAAAUCCAUUGACAGGUUGAAACAAAGGGUUGGGGACGACUCGGAGCAGGUUACUCAGUUGGAGCACUCAGUGGAAGAAAUCCAGUCGUUCAUCAAAGAACAGAGCCUUCAACCAGUAUUGCGCGCGAACUACAGCCGUACUGCAUAUGAGGUCCCCGGCGACCACCGCAUUCGCAUCUCGCUCGACACCGACCUCUCGUUCAUCCGCGAAGACGCCAUCGACCAUGACCGGCCCUGUCGCGACCCCAGCGACUGGCAUCGAGGCGACAUCGAUGCCAAUCAAAUGGAAUACCCCUUCUCCCAAAUCCGAAAAGGCGAGAUCGACCGCUUCCCCUUCGCCGUCCUCGAAAUCAAGAUCAAAGGCGGCCAAAAAUACGAAUGGCUCAACGACCUCAUGGACUCCCAUCUUGUCACAUCCGCGCCCCGCUUCUCCAAAUUCGUCCACGGCGUCGCCCUCCUCUUUGAAGACUAUGUCAACACCUUCCCCUUCUGGCUCAGCGCCCUCGAAACCGACAUCCGCCGCGACCCACAGGAAGCCUUCCACGAAGCCCUGAAACGCCGCCAACGCGAAGCCGAGAACGAGCACGCCAUUGGCAGCCUCUUCGGUCCCGGCCGGUCCCCCUCCGCCUUCCAACCCGGAACCAUCUCCCCCGCCAGCUCCAUCCCGAAAUCCACCCCCACCAAAGUCCACCCCAGUUCCUCCGCCAUAUCCCACACCAGCCUCGCGCAAAUGACCCGUGCCGCCGCCGCCGAGAACGCCGGGCCCGACCGCGCCUUCACCAUCGACGAAGCCGACUCCGACGACGAAGACCGCGCACCGGGCGACGGCCACGGCAGGCGAUUCAUGCACUUCCUCGUGCCGUCCUUCUCGACCAGCAAAUACGCGCGGUGGCAGCGGCGGCGGGAAAAGCAGCCUCGACUACCCCCGGGCGUCAGCCAGCCGGAGGUGUGGUUGAAGGACAAGGGGCCGGUGCAGGUGGAGGCGAAGGUGUGGCUCGCGAAUCAGCGGACGUUUAUUAAGUGGCAGAACGUGUCGGUGUUGCUGGCGAGUUUGUCGCUGGGGUUGUAUAAUGCGGCGGGAGAGAGCAACACGGUUGCGAGGGCGUUGGCGAUCGUAUAUACGCUGCUUGCGGUGUUUGCGGGGGUGUGGGGAUGGGCGGUGUAUCAGUACCGAAGCCUCUUAAUAUAUAACCGGAGCGGGAAGGAUUUGGAUGUGGUUUGGGGGCCGAUGGUGGUUUGUUUUGGGUUGGCGGCGGCGCUGUUGUUGAAUUUCGGACUCAAGUACCGGAACUUGGCCGACAACAACAAUCCUGAUCAGAACAAUUCGACCCUUCUCCUUCAACCCAUCCUUCAACACUCUAGCCUGCUCAACCAGGAACUCUGAGUUGAUAUCGCGCCAUUGGUCGGUAGACUAUGGAACCUUGAAAGAGUCAUCAACUGCGAUGUUUAUUGUUUACGGAUAUUGGCCAGUUACAGAUGUGGACUGGAUGCCGUAGAUAUCAUAUAUUAUAUUCCCCCCGCCCCUAAGCCUAAGUCUCCAUUUUAGAAGCGCAUUUUAAUGUCGAGGAAUGCUUACAACUCCUAAUUCGACACUAUCCAAGCCGUUGCAUGGUGAUCAAGACCUCUGAAUGAUGCCGGUAGUCCUUCCGAGGGUUGAGUUGGUACGGCUAAAUGGGUUGAGGAAGGGAUUAAGCUUGGUUACGGAGAUAAAGCCAAAGGGUUAUUGAAUUUCCAAUGUCAUCUCAUGAUGUUUACGUAGUAGUUUGGCUGUGGCUGUGCGGUCGUUCCCUUGAUAUCAGCACUUUGAUAUUAUGGUAACUUUUCAGGUUUGAUGCG